Molecule: messenger RNA, 1680 nt
Organism: Thlaspi arvense
Lineage: Eukaryota; Viridiplantae; Streptophyta; Magnoliopsida; Brassicales; Brassicaceae
Source: the annotation of a GenBank genome assembly
AUGGAGAUUCAACGACCAGUCAUCAAGCUCAUGGUUCUUCACUCAAAACACGACAAAAGUGACAGCAUUUCCCGACGAGAAUCUCUCGCCGGCAAAUCAAAAUGGAGAAUCUCUUUGUCCCGUUCUUCGUCUUCUUCUUCACAAUCCAACAAUUCGCCGUCGAAAACAGAGAUUCCGGCGGAAUUUCUCUGUCCGAUCUCUGGUUCCUUAAUGGCUGACCCAAUCAUCGUCUCUUCCGGUCACUCCUACGAACGAGCUUGCGUCAUCGCUUCUAAAACCCUAGGGUUUACUCCAAAUCCGUUAUUCCCAAAUUCGCCGCCGGAUUUCUCCACCGUCAUACCGAAUCUCGCUCUCAAAUCCGCAAUUCUAAGCUGGUGUGACCGACAGUGUUUUCCGCCGCCGAAGCCGCUCGACUACGCCGCCGCGGAGAAGCUCGUUUUUGCGUUAAUGGAGAAAACGCAUAGAUCCAGCCGGAAAGUGUCGAUUUCGGAGAAGGAGCUAAUCCAAGCGAUCAAAGACAAACCUUCCGUGAGACUCGACCACGCUGCGACUGAGCUUGACCGGAGACCUAAUUACUUCAAUUCGAGCUCCGACGAGUCAAUAGCCUCCUCGAGCCGUACGCUACAGUUAGCGACUCGACCUAGCUGCUUCUCUUCACCUUCAUCUGCAGAAAUCGAGUCGUUAGAACCAAACCCUAGCCCAGAAGAAGAAGCUUUACUGAUAAAGCUAAAGAGCAAUCGAAUCUCAGAGAUCGAAGAAGCUUUGAUUUCGAUCAGACGCGUCACGAGACUAGACGAAGCUUCUAGAAUCAAUCUCUGUACGACGAGGCUAAUCUCUGCUCUAAGGUCACUGAUCGCUUCGAGAUACGCGACGGUUCAGGUGAACGUCACGGCGGUUCUGGUGAAUCUCUCGCUGGAGAAAUCUAACAAAGUGAAGAUCGUAAGGUCAGGAAUCGUCCCUCCGUUGAUCGACGUUCUCAAAUGCGGUUCGUUGGAAGCGCAGGAACACUCCGCCGGAGCGAUUUUCAGUCUAGCUCUGGAAGACGAGAACAAGACGGCGAUCGGAGUUCUCGGAGCGUUAGAGCCGCUGCUUCACCUGAUCCGAGUCGGGACUGAGUUGACUCGGCAUGACUCGGCUCUUGCUCUGUAUCAUCUCUCUCUUGUUCAGAGCAAUCGAGGGAAGCUCGUUAAACUCGGAGCCGUUCAGAUGCUUCUAAACAUGGCGAAAUUAGGUCAAACGAUGAAUCGAGUGCUGUUGAUUCUCUGUAACAUGGCUUCGUGUCCGGUGAGUCGACCCGCAUUGCUUGACUCGGGAGCUGUUGAAUGUAUGGUUGGGAUUCUGAGAGAACCGAGAGAGGUUAGUGAGUCGACUCGGGAGAGCUGUGUUGCGGUUUUGUAUGGACUCAGUCACGACGGAGGAUUGAGGUUUAAAGGUUUGGCUAUGGCGGCGAACGCGGUGGAGGAGCUGACGAAAGUGGAGAGGAGUGGGAGAGAGAGGGCGAAGCAGAAGGCGAGACGUAUAUUGGAAGUGAUGAGAGCUAAAAUGGAAGAUGAUUCUUCGCCGGAGAAUGAGGAGAUUGAUUGGGAAGAGUUGUUAAACUCCGGUACUGUAACUCGAAGCCAGCAUCAACUCGGUGGCGACGGUGAGAAAAUCGUGUGUGCUAACUCGUCCGAGUUUUGA